AUCCAUAUCCAAUCCCAGUCACGUUUGUGAACUGUUGUGGCGCCCUAACGUUCAAUGCUUGUCUCUGCGGUAGCUGCCGAAGUAGUUUUUUGUGCUCUCGAAUGAGAUUUCAUGCGGCAAUCUCUGUCAAAGAGAUAUAACAUGAUAAGAAGUUUAUAUGCUAAGUGGUGUUUGUAACACGUUAACACUGACAAUGUUUCGUUGCAAGACAGAUGUUGACAAGCAUGUGGCCGGCAUUUUGGACAAGAUAAAAAAUGAGAACGAGCGCAGCAUCCGGGGCUUCAAUAUUGCUCGAUUAUAUUACGGUGUAAAGGACUAUGAAUCCGCUAAAAGGUACUUGCUGGCGUACCUCGUCCUGCAAGAUAAGCAUGCUGGUGCCCACAAGCUCAUGGGGCAAAUACAUGAGGCAACUGGAAAUCUCGAACAGGCCUUGCUCUCUUACAAAAAGUCACUAGAGUUGGACAACUAUCAAAAGGAUGUCGUUCUGAAGAUUUGUGAACUGUACUGUCAGGUUCCUGUUGAUCCUGAAACAGCAAAGUACUGGCUAGAACGAGCUCAAAAGCUGUUUCCUGGUCACCAGACUGUAUUCAAGUUGAAGGAGAAUAUGGUGAAGGCAAGGGGAGAAUCGAAUCUGAAGGAUGUGGAAGCGCUCAUCACUGCGGAGCUGGUCACAAGGCCAAGCGAUAUUGGUCUGCGGAUUCGUCUGCUGAGAAUUUUUCUGGACAUGAAAAGGGUGGAAGAUGCCUACAAGCAUGCUUGUCAGGUAGAAGAUCAAGGACUCUUCGAAGGCUCCACCAGUUGGUACCUAUGCCUAGUGGACAUUUGUGAGGCCUACAUUGACCAGAAAACUGGACCUUUAGACCAGGGCUUCGUGGUGCAGUACCUCGGUUACCUGGACCGACUUGCAGAGCUGUCGCUCUCUGAGGCCCAUGCAUUGCCUUUUGCUCCAGUGAGUGGAGCAGUGAACGCCUCCGGAGUCAGCCAUGGAGAUGUUGCAGCCCAAGCAAUACAGUCGCUGGACAAGGCGCUUCACUUCACCCCUUCUCUAAACUUGGGGAGCACGGCAUCGUGGGCAUUUGUGCUGCAACACAUGAAGGGGCAGCUUUUCUUUCAUCUGGCCACCCUGAUAUUGAAACGUGCACGAAGGGAGCAGCUGAACUGGAAUGAGGCAUACCAAUUUGGGGGAGCCUUGCUGUUGACUGCUUAUUCCUUGAAACCACCUGCUAACCUGCAGCAUGAAGGAUGGUUCGUUGCCCUAGACUCUACAGAGCAGAACAUCUAUCGACGUAUGCUUAUUCGUGCCAACUGGAGACUUGCUGUCUGUGGCUACAUAGUGACAUGCCUUUGUGAGCGAGACCGGAACCAGUGGUUAUCCAAGAUCAAGCAGGAAGUCUGCAUACCUCAGGCACGAGAGCGCAUCUAUCAAACCCUGUUCGGGAGGGAUGCGAAUACGUCGUCAUCGUGGUUCCUGAAAGACGAGACAUUUCUCAAGGCCAGUCUAGAGUUUCCAUGCAGCACUGCUUUGGAAGAAUACGCCAAAUUCGCUCAGAACAAGAGUCCCGAGUCGCUGAACAACAUGGUCUGGCUGGGGCUUCAUAGCGGCAUAUCCGGAGGCAAGGUUAGCAAGAAAACAGGCCCACGAUUUGAGGCUGUGGUAUUCCAAGACUUGCAGCAGGACUCCCUGAACCUUGCCACGGGGAACCCAGCGUCUUUCAACCAGAUGGACGUACUGGCAUUUUUGGAAGCGACUUGCAUGUGUGCAGCAAACGCAGUGGAGCAACGUUCCAUUCUUCGGGGACCCAUGUGUCUCCCUCCUCACGCCGGAACCUCUCUCUGCUCACAGUCGCAGGCCAAUUGGUGGAAAGCUGCGUACGUGCUGCAGUCAAAGUCUGUCAAGGAAAAUCUUGGCGACUUGCGGCGCGUGUUGCAGAGGGGCCUGGAAGUUGUUCGCGGUCUCGGUAACCACGGUCUGGAUGUCAGGCUCGUCGUGCAACUGGCAAGAACAUUCGCAGCGAAGUCUCUGGAGCACAAAGGGUCUGGUAACGAAGCAAAGAUGCAAGCGCUGGAAGGAAGGGCAGCACUGUACUGGCAGCUGGUGAUCUCCCUUCUUGAGCAUAACAGCGGUUCCCCUGCUGCCCCAAGGGAGCGUCUGUUUCCAUUCACUCAAGGGAAAGCCCCAUCCCACGAGGAAGCACAAUCCCUUUGCGAAGAGGGUCGGCUCUUCCUGGGCAUUCGAGCCAUGAAUGCCGAUUGUCUGGAGGAAGCUGCAGCAAUCUUUUCUGAUCUGUCUUCGGCACAUGCAUCAUUCUACCUUGCAUUGGUACUCAAAAAGCUCGCCCUUCAAGAGGAUACCAACAAGCGCAGGCUGCUUCUUCAGAGGGCGAAAGACUCCUUGUUCCUGACCCUCGACAGGACGCGUGCCGACUCUAAGCAUCCCCUCACUCAGCAACUGCGCGAUGAAAUUGAAGACGUUGAAGAGCAGCUCAACAUUUCCAUUCUCAACUAUAACAAUCUAGAGGACGGAGAGCAUUACGUUACGGUGACUGAAUACCCUGGCCAGCUUACCUCGGCCAACAUAGACACCUCCGUACUGUGCAGCACGCCCCGCGUGGACAGCAGCUUCUUCAGCAGGCAACACAAUCACAAAGCCCCUGCGAAAGAGCAGCAGCAGCAGCACCUGGUGCCCAGCCCGGAACGACUGGACUCUCAGCUACGGUCACUGAGCCAGACACAAGAGACAGUAAUUCAUGCCUUGUCACAACUGAAGGAUGCUAACCGCCUCAUUGUGGAUGAGCUUAAGCAACACCAGCAAUUUAUGGAGCAGAUUCUGAAAAAAGUCGAAGAGCUUAGCUUGCGUCCUCAGCCGUCCUCCCGGACGAGGCAGCACCGUGAGGAUUCAGAAUACGUCGAUGACUACGGCGGCAACUAUGAGGGAGACUAUGACCACUACGCAGACUGCUCUCAGUUGGAGUCCUCCAUGGGUGGCACAAAUGUGCCUCCCUCACCUCAUCCAGCCAUGGGCUAUGGAGCUUACAGACCUCCAGCUGCACAGCCAUAUGGAGCAUACCCUGCCCCAACCCUGGGCUACCCGCUUCCUCCCCAUCAUUAUGCGGCACCUGUUCCUCCGGCGCCACUUAUGGGACCUCGGGCCAUGGCUCCGCCUCCUCCUCUAUCUCACCAGGCCUUCUAUCCACCACAUAAUGUGCCCACAGGGUUGCCACUUGCUGAAGGACAGGGUCUCCCACAGUUCAGGUUCGACAUUACUCAGCCUCCUCCUGCAGCAUCCGAUGGCCGUACGUCUGCUUUCAGUCGUCUGGGUUACUCUCCGAGCAGUGCAACGUUGCCACAGCCGAUUGCAGUGUCGUCUGCUUCCCUGAGUAUGCCGCAGGCAUCUACACCUGCAGCUCUGAAGACUGCCAAGUCUGGUGCACCUCAUGCCUUCCAAAUUCCUCUGCCAUCAUCUUCUGCAGCUCAGACUCCUCCAUUUUUCUCCGCGGCAACAUCGUCAUCAUCAUCCUCGGAGAAAACAAGGGUUGCGUCAUCUACGCCGCAACUGGAAGGUUUGCUCAAGGGUACAGCCAACACCAGUGCUUCUGGAGGAAACGCAGAGUUUCCAACGCCCUCACCUCUGAGCCGGCGUAGUCGGAACAUCAGCUCUGGAUCUGACGACUUGUGUGAUGAGACUGAGGUAGAGGGGAACUUCAAGCCCCUGAUACCAUUACCUGAAGAGGUGACUACAUGCACAGGAGAAGAAGAUGAGAAAGUGUGCUUUGAAGAAAGAGCACGGCUGUUUCGCUUUGUGGACAAGGAGUGGAAAGAACGGGGUAUAGGUGUGCUAAAGUUGCUUGAAAACAAGGAAGGCAAAGUGCGGCUGCUCAUGAGGAGGGACCAGGUGCUCAAGGUGUGUGCUAACCACUACAUCCUGGGUAAAAUGAGCCUGACCCCUUUGCUAGGCAAGGACACAGCUUGGAUAUGGGACGCUCAGGACUUUGCUGACGGCGAGCCUCACCCUGAGAAGUUCUGCGUGCGUUUCAAGACGCCCGAAAUAGCCUCACGUUUCAAGGACGUCUUUAACAAGGCAGUGCAGCAGUCUCUUGCCCGUGUGGCGGCAGCCACAACGCUGGCUGCCACCACCUUUGGGAUGUCCGCGUCAGCACCUACUUCCACUCACAGGGUUGUGUCAGUUGCGACUCCCACCCCUAUAAAGACUGUGCCCGCUGCAAGUGUUGUUGCGGCUCCUACAUCUACUGCUGCUGCAUCUGCAUUUCCAACAACUCCUAAGGCAGCUCCACCAGUUUCGAAUAGCCACAGUGUCGCUCCUGGACUAGGGUUUGUGUUAUCGGGGGACAAGUCUUCCGGGACCACCGCAUUUACCGUAGGCGGAGGAGUCCAACCCGAUAAAGCAUUUCCGAAGCCUGGCUUUUCCGCACCCGCCACGCAAACAUUCGCGUUUGGUGCAAAAUCCACCGUGGAAGGCCAGGCUGGUGGCAGUGGCAAGAACAUUUUUGGAGGCUUCACGUUCUCGACCCCUCCGAAGGUAAAAGAACCUGCUCCAGAAGCUGUGAAACCAACUGCUGUUGUAGUGCAGUCGUCAGAAAGCACAAAGCCUAGCCCUUUUGCAUCGUUUUCAUUCACUUCUCCCACUACGCAGAAAGAAGCUGAGAGUGUUGAUGUCACGCCGUCGGCAUUUACGUUGGGAGCGCGCUCCGAGAUAAGUAAAUUGUCACUGAGUGCUGCGAAGUCACCGACGGUAGAGAAGCCAGCUGCGUCGAAGUUGGCAACAAAACCGCGGACGUCUGCUUCGACUCCGCCUUCUACAAAACUGAUGACGAGCCCGGGCGAAGUACCGGAAGAAUUUGUGCCAAACGUGGACUUUGCGCCCGUGGUGCCACUGCCGGAUUUGGUGGAGACCAAAACGGGAGAGGAAGAAGAAGAGACCCUGUUCGACGAGCGAGCAAAGCUGUUCCGUUUUGACCCGGACAGCAAAGAAUGGAAAGAACGUGGGAUCGGGCAGUUAAAGAUCUUGAAGCAUCCACAGACCGGUGUCUGCAGGAUCCUGAUGAGACGCGAUCAGGUUCUGAAACUGUGCGCAAACCACCGCAUACUUCCCGAGAUGAAGCUGGGUCCCAUGUCCUCCGGCAGUCGUGCUUGGGCCUGGUCCGCCCAGGACUACAGCGACGGCAGCCUACGCGACGAACAGCUUGCCGCUCGCUUUAAGACCAAAGAGCAGGCGGAUUCGUUUAAGGCUGCGUUUGAGAAGUGCCAGCAGUUGACUCAGGCUGAAGAGAAAGCGGGGCAGGGUAAGCCGAAAGAAGAGAGCUCGUCUCGGGGAGAAGCUGCGCAGGAUAGUAGCACUGGGGAGAAACAGUCUCAAGUACACGUGCCUCUGUCGCAGCUCGUUCAGUUUAAGCCUAAGCCUGGCGCGUGGAACUGUGACGCCUGCUACGUAACAUGUCCUGCUGACGCGACCGCGUGUAUUGCUUGCCAGACGCUGAGACCAGGCACAAAGCCACCCGAGGCUGCGCCUCCGGCAGCGUCACCGCUUUCUUCGCUGGAGAAACUUGCUGGAUUGGGGAAGAGCUUCGGCACCGGUUUCCCGGUGCCUGCACAGACGUCUGCGCCGACCAAGUUUACGUUCGGCGUUCCGAGUAAGCCCUCUUCGGAGUCGACCACUCCCGUAACGAAGCCGGGGACUUUCGUCUUCGGUCAGGCCGUGACAUCGCCCAACACCCCGACGUUCACCUUUGGCACCACCACCAGUUUUGGUGCGAGUAAGGCGCAGGACGAAAAGCAGACGACGGGGUCGGGCGUGGAGUUCAAGUUCGGCAGCCCUCAGAAGUACGAGUUCAGCUUCAGCGGGGUGCGACCCCGCAGCCCAAGCAAAACUCCGAAGUCCCCGUGCACGCCCACAGACGCGUUGGAUGCCUCGAGGGAAGAGGAAGAAGUGGAGUCGCCCGAGGCAGACAUCUACUUCCAGCCAGUGAUUCCACUGCCCCCCAAGGUACAGACCUGUACGGGAGAAGAGGGUGAAGAGCUGCUCUACUCUCACAGGGCUAAGCUGUUCCGGUGGCAAGGGGGAGAGUGGAAAGAGAGAGGACUUGGUGACAUUAAAGUGUUGUUGAAGUCUGACGUCCCAAAGAAGAUACGGUUGGUGAUGAGGAGAGAGACGGUACUCAAAGUCUGUCUCAACCAUAACCUAACCCCCGAGAUGGUGUUCUCCAAAAAGGACGAGCGGAUAGUAUCGUGGUCCACGGUGGAUUUCUCCGACGGCGAGCCCUGUCCUCAACAGUUUGCACUACGUUUGAAGACUGCGGAGACAGCUAACGAAUUUCUAAAUGCCAUAGAAAGUGCAAAGAAGCACCUCGGAAGUAGUGCGGAAGAGAAGAAAAAUGAUGAUGCGGUCAAAAGUGCAGUCAAAGAUGCAGCCAGUUCCUUUUCCUUCAAGCUGGAUUCCAAAGAAGUGACACCACCAUCUGGUGGUUUCUUCUCCCUCUCAAAUCGUUUUGGUAGUCCGCGACAACCUGUUGUUCGUUCGCUCUUUGGAAACACAGCAGCACCAGCAGAGUCCACUGAUGAAGGCGGUGUCAAAAUAGAAUAUGAAGCGAAGGCAACUGAAGCCCAAAUAGCCCUGGCGAGAAAGUUUCAGCUGCCUGAUAACUUCUAUCUAUAUGAGACAAAGCCCCCUUGCCCUGGGUGCAGGGGUUGUGAUGAUGGUACUCCGAUGAAAAAAGGGCAAGCCCUUGCUACUUCUACAAAGACAGCGUCGAGCGGUGGCACAGACAAAAAGCCCAACGGGCUUUUCACGACUCUUGCAGCGGAAACGUGGAAUGCUCCUGCUGCGCACGAUGGUGGAGACUCCCUCUUUGGGAAGAGUGACGUCACACAGUUGUCAUUUGCCAGCCUAGCCUCCCAGGGGGCCUCUGCUUCGAGCAGCUUCCUCCAGACAUCUUCUUCGCCCAAAAAUAACCAGCCGCUCCUGGCUGGAGCGGGAACUCCCGUCUUUCAUGGGACAGCCAGGCGAAGAUCUGAAAGCGGUGGGGAUGACGGGGAAGUGGCCCAGGGCGUCGAUAUCCACUUCGAGCCCGUGGUGCCUCUUCCCGACCUCGUGGAGCUGACAACUGGCGAGGAGGAUGAAGAAUCCCUAUUCUGCCAUCGAGGGAAGCUGUACGCUUUUCACGGCGACUCUAAGCAGUGGAAGGAGAGGGCAGUCGGUGACAUCAAAAUCCUGAAACACCUCCACAAGCCAGGGCAGUUCAGAGUGCUGAUGCGACGCGAUCAAGUGCACAAGAUUGCGUGUAACCACAAUAUAACGACCUUCAUGAAGCUGAUGCCCCUGAGCACCUCGGCAAAUUCUGUCACCUGGAAUGCCAUAGAUUACUCCGAUGGAAAUGCUUCGCCGGAGAACUUCGCCAUACGCUUCAAGAACGUGGACGUCCUGAAAAGUUUUCAAGACACCUUUGAAGGUUGUCAGAAAGUUAUUGCAGAGAUGCCACAAUCCGAAGCAGAGGCAACGACAGCUGAGAAGCUGAGCAAUUCUAAUCAUUGUAGAGAGACCAAAGACGAUGAAGACCAUGAGGAGGAGGAGGAAGAAGGGGCUGAUGAGGAUGAAGAGGAGGACGAGGAAGAAAUAAUGUUUGAGAAGAGGGUCACUUUUUCAGUUUUCAAUCCCUCCACCGGGAAUUAUGAGAGCGCUGGCAUGGGCAACCUUACCGUGCUCUACGACGACACGUGUUAUGGAAUGCGCAUCCGUGUGACUGCGGACGAAACGGAUGAGGUGCUGUGCGAGACCCUCAUAGCAGUGCAGACGUGCCUGCGCACAGACAAGGUGGAUGCCUACUGGACCGCCAUUGACGUGUCCCAAAACCCAGUGGUACGGCGCCAGUUCAGGGCCACCUUCAGCUCCGUGCAGGCCGUGCAGGAGUUCUCCAGGGCAUUUGACGAGGGGAAAGAAUGUGCAGUAUCUGCUGCUAUUGUUGAGACCAACGACGAGCCUCCGUGUUGAAGAAAAUGUGUUGUUUUGAAGGUACUGUUACGGUGCGAUUCAGUUGAUCGGCAAGUGCUUACAACACCAGGAAGUUUACAGAAUUUUUUAAAGGUCUGCGCAAGAGAUGUUUGUGUCAGGAACUUUCUAGAAGUUAUGUAAAUAUGUAGGCUUUGUGAUUCUUUAAAUAAAAUACGCAUGUCACGGA
This is a messenger RNA of Ornithodoros turicata, 8189 nucleotides long. RefSeq names its product E3 SUMO-protein ligase RanBP2-like. NCBI's taxonomy places the organism in Eukaryota, Metazoa, Arthropoda, Arachnida, Ixodida, Argasidae. The transcript has 35 exons. Gene Ontology annotation, cellular component: cytoplasm; nuclear pore. Gene Ontology annotation, biological process: nucleocytoplasmic transport. The record is from RefSeq and is a predicted model, not a curated record. Gene Ontology annotation, molecular function: protein binding; GTPase activator activity. Bases 158 to 8002 code for a protein of 2614 amino acids.